Acaulospora colombiana is the source of this 862-nucleotide messenger RNA. The record is from the annotation of a GenBank genome assembly. Lineage: Eukaryota; Fungi; Glomeromycota; Glomeromycetes; Diversisporales; Acaulosporaceae.
CUUAAGGCGCGGGUGUCUAAAAAUCAUGCCAAAUCCCUCUCUGGCCCCGAAUUAUCGCAUGUCCGGUAUAACGACAAGGUCCCGCCGAGUUCGGGUGCCAAACGAGGGACCACCCAGGGGUCGAAGCCGACGGGGCUGUUGGACGUGUCGAAUACGUUGCGUCGCAAAAAGUGUGAUGAGCGUCGCAACUCUGAAAAUAACUGUCAAAGUUGCGUCCGUCUAGAGAUUGAAUGCCUGGGUUGGGAGGAAAACCGUCCAGAAUGGUUCCAGGACGCUGAGCGUGUUCGGGUCUUCAAAAAGGCUAUUAAGGAUCGCACUAGUACCAGAAACAAAGGAUCAGAGUCAUCUCUUGCCUCUAUUAUUGCUGCAACUGCUCCUCCCCCUCCUACAGCGGGCAAUGUCCGUCCCAAUCAGCCUCACAGCGCGACACGGCCUGCCCCUUCAUCGCUGUUACCUAAUCCUAUUAGCAUACUAGAGCUGAAUCCAUAUCCGUCUGUCCCAUUUUUACAACUGCCCUCAUCCCUUCUCCGACCCGCUACACCCUUCUCUCAAGAAUGCUUCAACUACCGCUUCUUCAUAGAGAACGCUCAAAAACUAGCUAACUUGACAGAACUACCAAUUCCUUGUAUUCAUGGGGUUCGGGAGACCAGUCUCCUCGGCCGAUGGAAACAGGAUGAGCUAGACAGGGGCCGACUCAGCAAUAGAGAGUUAGCCAGACGAGCGCGGACCAUCGAGGAGAAAUUAAACACGGAAUACGAAGUUGCCAGUGAAGACAUGAUCAAACAUGGGAACCAAAGUCAACAGCAAGAAGAAGAUAUGCUCGAGUAUUUCACUUGGGUCGACGAGGAGGCCGACCAGGCGG